UUGAUAACCUUGAUCACAAUUUGCGUUCGAAGCGUUUGUUGUGAGUGAUUUAUGUACGUUUCUUAAUAUUUCACUAAUUAUUACGUCCGAAUUGUGUUUAAACUAACUAUAAUAUACUUGAUAACGUAGUAGGAAAUCUAUCUAUCGCAAAAAAUGGCUCAAUCGUCGUUACCAAACCCAAACACGCUGUUGCCGCUAGAAUUAGUGGACAAAUGCAUAGGUUCCCGAAUUCACAUUAUUAUGAAAAACGACAAAGAAAUGGUGGGAACACUACAAGGAUUCGACGAUUUUGUGAACAUGUUACUUGAUGAUGUAACGGAAUACGAAUCGACGCCGGAAGGAAGAAAAAUAACCAAAUUGGACCAAAUUCUACUAAAUGGAAAUAACAUUGCAAUGUUGGUGCCGGGUGGUGAAAUGCCAGGAGAAAAUUACGAAGCCCAGUGAUAUUUAUAACAUAAAUAAGUUAAUAAAAUAAGUUUUCUAACAUA
Cydia splendana is the source of this 488-nucleotide messenger RNA. RefSeq names its product U6 snRNA-associated Sm-like protein LSm5. NCBI's taxonomy places the organism in Eukaryota, Metazoa, Arthropoda, Insecta, Lepidoptera, Tortricidae. The transcript has a single exon. Gene Ontology annotation, cellular component: U4/U6 x U5 tri-snRNP complex; Lsm1-7-Pat1 complex; U6 snRNP. Gene Ontology annotation, biological process: mRNA splicing, via spliceosome. Bases 154 to 444 code for a protein of 96 amino acids. The record is from RefSeq and is a predicted model, not a curated record. Gene Ontology annotation, molecular function: RNA binding.